AUGGGUAAGACAUCUGAAGGGGGUCCCUCUGCAAUGUGGGAUAAAGAAGUCACCAAUAUAUUUUGUGAUCUAUGUUUAAAAGAAAUUGAGCGAGGGAACAGGCCUACAAUGUACUUUAAUAAGGAGGGCUGGAAUAAUAUUGGUAUGAGGUUCAAAGAACUAACUGGCAGAGAUUAUGACAAGCAUAAAUUCAAAAAUAAAUGGGACCAAUUAAAGAAGGAAUGGAAAAUAUGGAAGGAGUUGAAACGUGGAUCUACAGGUUUGGGUUGGGAUCCGAUUAAACGGACAAUUGAUGCUAACGCUGAAUGGAGGACUGAAAAAUUGGAGGCGGUACCUGCAGUUAAAAAGUAUAAAAAAUGCAAGAUUGAGCCUGAAUUUGAAGAAAAACUGGACAAAAUGUUUAAAUGGAUGCCAGAUGAAUUUACCCCUGAACCAUUGACACCUGAUGAAGAUGUGCGUAGCAUUAAUCAGAGAGAGACGGGGGACUCUAGCACAGUAAAGAGGCCCAAGGUUGCAAAGAAAAAUAAAGAGAAAGAACAUGUUUUGAACACCUCCUUCGAUCGUUUGAUUGAAGCAUUUGCAGCUCCACCUAUCUCUGAUGCAAGCAUAUUAGACUGUCUGGGGCUUUUGAGUACUAUUCCUGAAGUUCUUGCAGAUAGGCGAUUUCACGCACAAUGUGUAAAAAAACUUGAGGAUUCAACUAGAAUGAAAAUAUUCAUGGCGCUUGAGCCUGAAAUGCGACUUGAAUAUUUGCGGGUUUUGUUCGAUGAAUGA
Molecule: messenger RNA, 774 nt
Organism: Phalaenopsis equestris
Lineage: Eukaryota; Viridiplantae; Streptophyta; Magnoliopsida; Asparagales; Orchidaceae
Exons: 3
Coding region: 1-774 (257 amino acids)
Source: RefSeq, a predicted model, not a curated record